Armigeres subalbatus is the source of this 2766-nucleotide messenger RNA. RefSeq lists its product as uncharacterized. The transcript has 3 exons. The record is from RefSeq and is a predicted model, not a curated record. NCBI's taxonomy places the organism in Eukaryota, Metazoa, Arthropoda, Insecta, Diptera, Culicidae. Bases 1 to 2766 code for a protein of 921 amino acids.
AUGGAGAACGCGCUUCAGAAGCCCCAGUUGCUGUCGAGAAGAGACACUAUGAUCGCUGCUUUGGGUCGGGCCGAGGCAUUUAUUGAAGGUUACGACGAACAACGAGACCAGUCACAGGUUGGAUUACGGUUGGAGUAUUUCGACUCGAUGUGGAAGUCUCUAGAACAGGUGCAGGGUCAACUUGAAGACACCGAAACGACAAGCGAAGUUGACAACCCGAAUUAUACGUGUCUCAUCGAGUUUCUUCAACGGAGGAUUCGUGUGCUGGAAUCAAUAUCGGUCAACCAUCACCAUUCAAAUUCUAACACAACCGUGCAGCCGCCGAACGUCAAACGAUUCCACAAUCAUCAAAGACUCUCUUCGUAUUCGUCCACCGCAACCGCCAAUGGAAGGUGUCCAGCUUGUGGUCAGCAGCAUCCGCUGCUAAGAUGUCAGAAGUUCUAUCGGUCAUCUGUCUCUGAACGAUUGAAUGUAGUCAACGCGUACAGGCUAUGUAUUAACUGCUUAUGCGCAAACCAUAUUGCACGUGACUGCUCGUCAAAUUUCAAUUGUAAACACUGCAACAGACGUCAUCACUCGCUCUUGCACACAAGUCCAUCGGAAGAGCAUUCAUCCAACAAUUCCACAACACCAGUGGUUGUCAAUCGUACAUCGACCAUUCCACAAAACGAUUCGGUUGAACAAACCGCAGCAGCAACGGCUGAGAUCAUUCCUCGUGUCGAGAGCGUUAUGCCUGUCAACCAGCCUACGGAAAAUGUUUUCUUGAUGACCGUCAUCGUUAAUCUGGUGGACGCCUUUGGACAGGAGCACCCUGCUCGUGCUUUGUUAGAUAGUGCAUCCCAGCCCAAUCUAAUCACCGAGCGCAUGGCCCAGCUGCUACGCAUUAGACGCAAUCGUGUUAAUAUCACAAUCAUGGGUGCAGGACAACUGUCAAAACCUGUUCGCGAAUCAGUAAGAACACAAGUAAGAUCCCGUACGACUGAUUUCUGCUGUGACGUUAGUUUCCUCGUUAUGAGUAAAGUGACUGCCAACCUUCCUGCCCAAGACGUCUCUCGGAUGGGUUGGAAACUCCCCAAGGAUAUUACACUCGCGGAUCCAACCUUCAAUCGAAGCCAACCGAUAGACUUAGUGCUAGGCGCCAAGCACUUCCACUCUCUUUUCCCAACUGCUGCUCGGUUACAAAUCGAAGAUCGGCUUCCUUUGCUCGUCGACAGUGUCUUUGGAUGGGUUGUUGCUGGGUCCGCUUCCUCUAUCAGAGCAGCUGACGAGUCAGAUGUGGAUGAAAUACUUCAAUCGAACGUAGUUUCUAUGGUUUCCCUAGAACAGAGCAUUGAGAGAUUCUGGAUGACUGAAAGCUUGUCAACAAAUGAUACCCUUUCAGUAGAGGAAAGAUUCUGCGAAAAUCUCUACCAAUCCACCACCACACGUAAUCAACAAGGACGCUAUGUGGUUCGCUUACCUCUCAAAGAAGAGCUCAUCACCAAGCUAGGGGAUUCAAAAGGACCAGCCUUCCAUCGGUACCAGCUACUAGAACGGCGCCUCGCUAGAAAACCAGAACUCAAAGUAGAGUAUGGCAGAUUCAUGGAAGAAUAUCUCUCCCUUGGUCACAUGAAACUGAUUAGUGAGUACGACAAACAAGCUUCAUCGGUAUACUACCUGCCUCACCAUCCCGUGAUUAAGGACUCCAGCACGACAACCAAAGUCAGAGUCGUCUUUGAUGGCUCUUCCAUGACAUCGUCUGGCAGCUCUCUUAAUGAAGCUCUUUGUGUUGGUCCGAUAGUGCAGGAUAAUCUGCUCACACUCAUUCUUCGUUUUCGGACGUAUCCGGUAGCUCUCGUAGCUGACAUCGCUAAAAUGUACAGGCAGGUUUUGGUCCAACCCGAACAUACACCAUUGCAAAGAAUCCUUUAUCGGUUCUCGCCAAGCAAUCCAGUUCAGUCAUACGAGCUGCUCACUGUAACAUACGGACUAGCACCCUCUGCCUUCCUGGCCACCCGUACACUGAAGCAGCUAGCAAAGGACGAAGGCUUAACUUAUUCGCUUGGAGGACCGGCUCUCGAAAGAAACUUUUAUGUGGAUGACUUCAUCGGCGGAGCUUCAUCGGUCGAAGAGGACAUACGUUUAAGGAACGAGUUAUCUGAGCUACUAAAAAAAGGUGGCUUCGAGUUGCGGAAAUGGACAUCGAAUCAUCUUGAGGUACUUCACGGUUUGAAUGCUGAUCAAAUAGGGACGCAAUCUCCUCUGCAAUUCGGUCCGGAUGAAACAGUCAAAACGCUGGGAAUUAGCUGGGAACCCAAGAAUGAUUUCCUUCGUUUUGACUCACAAAUUGAGCCCAUCAAUGGCCCAUGGACUAAGCGGUUAAUACUAUCAACCAUAGCCAAACUUUUCGAUCCGAUGGGACUUAUUUCACCGGUGGUAGUAUCAGCAAAAAUACUAAUGCAACAACUUUGGGUGCUUUCGUGCGGAUGGGACGAUCCAGUGCCUGAAAUCAUACAGACAAAAUGGAACACUUACUGGCAAGACCUACCUAAAAUAGCCGCUUUCCGUGUACAACGAUACGCGUUUCUACCUAGAUCGCAGGUGCAGCUCCACACUUUCUCCGAUGCCUCUGAGGACGCCUAUGGAGCAUGCGUUUACGCACGAAGCGAAGAAACCAAUGGAAGCAUCAGGACUCCUUCGCGGUGCCGGGCGUCAUCUGCUGGCCACAAUUCGUCGAAUGUUCUGGCCUCUGAAUGGCCGCCGGCUGGUCAGAAGCAUUACUCGUAA